AGGGUGGCAGUGUGAGAGUGGUGAAUGAGCGAGAGACAGUCCGAGUGAAUCCGGGGGUGACUGUACAACGGGGGGGACUCUGCUUCCUGGAAAUUCAUGAUGGCGUCGACACCAUGCCAAGAAGAAGAGGAAGUAACGAAAUCGAGAUAAAGAGUGGAGAACAGAGAGAAGCGAAAGAGGAUUCAUCUCGAGAAAAUGAUUCUGUGGCUGUGGUCGGGGCGUCCAGAGUAGCGCUCGUGGGUGAAGACUCUGGAGAAGAGCCCCCAAAGGAGUGGUGGGGAGCGAGGCACACCCUGGCACUCAUGGGUUUCCUGGGCUUCACCGUCUUGUCCGCCGUCAGGAUCUGUCUCUCCAUCACCAUUGUCGCGAUGGUUAAGUCAGAUGCCAAAAACUCUACGGGCCGGAACGCCACGUUUGACACCUGUCCAUUCCCUGAUGAUUAUGAAGUGGUUGAGACAAGUCGUAAUGAAAGUUGCAGAGGUAUGUCUUCUUGUGUCUCAGUUUAG
Molecule: messenger RNA, 506 nt
Organism: Penaeus monodon (black tiger shrimp)
Lineage: Eukaryota; Metazoa; Arthropoda; Malacostraca; Decapoda; Penaeidae
Exons: 4
Coding region: 114-506 (130 amino acids)
Source: RefSeq, a predicted model, not a curated record